CGUUCAGAAAAGUAUCAUUGCAUCCUAUUACUUCCCAACGUUUUUGUGUGUUACGCUUACUAGCAGUUUCCAAAACAGGUCAUUUUUAUAAAUUCAUAGAAACCAGGCAAUUAAUUGCAGUCAACAGAUUUUUGUAAUUAAAGAGCAAUUUGUAGGUAUUUAGCUUCAGCUACGGAGAUCGCCUGCAGCAGAGCAAGGCAUUAAGCCUUAAUGCAGCAGUUGUGCUGAGCAACGACGAGCUGACCUUGCAGACCAAGUCCCCCCUUUUUACACCUGCGUGGGGAUUUGUAUCUGCAAGGGCCCAUGACAGUGCAGGUGCUUACAAUAAGGUAGUGCUGAUGGGAGCCAUUUGUAUGGCUUCUUACUUAAUUACAACCUACUGGAUGAGCAGUGAGUAUAAAUACCAGCUUAGUUGGUGGUAGGUAAGUAUGAGUAAAAAGCUUGGGGGGCAGGUAGAGCAAAGGAAAAGUAGGGCUUAUUUCCAAGCAUUGAGUGGUGAACUCUUUCCCAUACUCUUCAGUCUGUUACUUUAAAAUUUGCAGCUCUCCUUUGAGUGUUGCUAAUAGUGGUUUGCUGCUUUGAGGAAGAACCUGAAGUUUUGCUUUUGAGACUCAGCAACUGCUCUGGAGAAAUGUCCCCUGUGUAAAACCCCAGCUCCUGUACAAUGUACCAGUCUGGCUUUGUGCCACGGGAGUAUUACCCAACCGUGAUCCCACCUUCUGCUUACGCCUACCCACUGCUGCGGGCUGGGAGAGCAGAAGACGCAACCAACUCCAUGAUGUUCCCUCCCAUCCAUAUGCACAACUUCUACAGCCGACCUAUCACCUUUGUGGUGGACCGGAACAGCUACCCUGACUAUGCAGGAGGUCAGGUGGAGUAUCAUCAUCUCUACAGUGCAUCCAAUCCCUAUUUCCGUCCAUAUUACACCUGGCACUUCCCUCCUGUGGUCCCCAUCCCUCUGUACAAUCCCUAUGCAAACUACAACCCCUACACUGCUUACCAGAGGUCAGAUCAGUAUCGAGACACAUGGCCAGAAGGCUUCACAAUGAGAGGGGAGCUUCAAUGGGGGAAGCUCGGAAAGGUGUUUGGACCAAGGAAAGACCUCCCAGAAUUUGUGAAGGAUGAUCUCAGGAGGGUUUAUGGCACCUACCCACGAACCAAUGUCUCCAUAACCUACCGUAAAGGGGAGUUCUUGGUCAAGGGAGACCCCAAGGUAGGAGAACAGGAAUAUACAGUGGAAAAAAAAGUCAUUCAGCGGGUUGUGACCCCCAGUGCCAGUGAGGCAGAUGACAGCAGUGAGGACCGGAACCGUAAGAAGAAAAAGAAACUGAGACGUUGAUGUAGUCAGUUGCCCAAUGGACAGAUGCUCCAGAGCCCUUGUGGGAACCAGUUGGCAGCUGUUCUUGGUGCAGCUGGCAAAUAGCACAAGCAGUGGAUUCCACCACUCCCAUUGGCUUUUAACUGCUCCACAUCCUCCACAAGCUUACGGCAGCUUUACCCUGUUUGAUGCAUGAUGCCCAUCCUGUGAAGAAACCACGUGGCACUUGACUGUCUGUUGGAUCAGCUCUUUGGUCCUAGUUUUGAAAUGAAUGUUUACUUUCCACUGGUUUGGUUAAGUGGCCACAGUCUGGUGGGGGGAUUUCCAGACAGAAGCCCUUGAUUAGAAGAUGGGGCCUCUUCCUAUCCUGUCCAAGGGAAGGUCCUGAAAGCUGGCUCCUUUCCUGGCACUCAGUUAAGGAGAUCAAAGCAGGAUUUCCUCCAGGCUGGGGGCAGUACAGGUGUUGGAGAGAGGGGUUCUUGAACACUGUAAAAAGCAAUCAUUUGCAUAUCUUAUCACUGCUGUUUAUGACCAUACUAUUGCUCUUAAUCACUGUGCGAUGCCUGUAUGCAGCACUUCCCUACGCUGGCAGAAGAUCCUGGUGUCCCCAUAUUCUUACACUUGGUAAGCUGGUGCUCAGUUCUCCUGGCCACGUGUCCUUGUGGAAAUAGCUGUGUGAGGCCCUGCUCUGGGUCUGACUUGGCUCUGGUUGGAGGUGCUGGCUCUCUGGCAAGGUUACUGGAGUUGUGUGAACCAUAGCAUUUCCACAGCUUGGUCUCUUGGAAGGGUGGACUUCAGAGUUGUGCUGGAAACCUGGAGGGUUGUGAGGGUCUGCAUCUGACUUGCUUGUGAACUUCUCUACCUUUUAAAUGAUUAUAAAUAAACAAUAAAAAACCCCAAA
Messenger RNA from Grus americana (Whooping crane), 2219 nucleotides. RefSeq names its product chromosome 7 C10orf95 homolog (gene C7H10orf95). Lineage: Eukaryota; Metazoa; Chordata; Aves; Gruiformes; Gruidae. The record is from RefSeq and is a predicted model, not a curated record. The transcript has 2 exons. Bases 665 to 1339 code for a protein of 224 amino acids.